CCUCAAAGUUCCCCGCGCCUUGUAUUCUGCAUUUGGAAUAAUCCGAAAUAAAUUUGCUGUAAUUCUGUUUACAACUAUAUUCUAAAGUGUGUAUUAAUGAAUAUAGUAUUUAUUCAUAUUAAAUGCUUCAUGCUUUUUUUCUCCAUAAUAGAUGCUUAGGUUUGAUGUGACCUUACGUUAGAUAAUUUACAUUUGACUGCGUCAAAAAACAGUGAAAUCAUGUUACGUGUCAUCAAACGAUGCGUUCACUGUCACAAUAACAACGAAUGAAUAUAAACACUCAAUCUGCAGAUAGAAAAAUCAGCGGGGCAGGAAGUAACACACAACUACAGGAUGCAGGUCAUCAGGUCGGCAGAGAGAUCUCCCCGGUGACCUGCGUGUUACCGAUAACUAUAUCUUGAGCAAUACGCGCACGGUGCACAUGUGCGCGUUCACACACUCCAGCUGAUCCAGCUGCGAUCCUCCUCCGCCGUCAUCAGAAACAGACGUCGCUUCCCGUGACGCUAAGAGCACAGGAGGCGUGUCAUUUAUCUAAAAAAAAAACACACACAUUUCCUCGUUUCAUCUGUCGUCCUGGCGGUGUGUCUCUGCGUAAAAGGUGCAAAGUGAGAGGCUCCGUGCACGCAGCCGCCUGUGAAGCGUUGCUGAACAACAAACUGACAUCAUCACAAUGCGACUCUCCCACCGCGAAGAGCCCGACACAUUCUAGAGGACGUCAACAAUAAGGGGGACCGAGUGGGCCGAACCCUCACAAACUCACACAUCCGUGCGUGGCUCUGUUCAUGCACGUGCACCGCGGCUGCAGCCGUCUGCCGCGCGCAUCUGUCUGUCUGCGCAGGAGCCGAGACGGACGGGCCCGGCGGCGAUGAUGAUGAUGAUGGCGGACUGCGUCGGCUUCCAAGCGCAAAUCGCCUCCAUCAUCGAGAUCCUGGCCAACUCUGCCGUGGCGGAGAUCUGCAAGCUGGUGGACGACGGCUACGCGGCGCUGCGCUCCCAGAUGGAGCGCGAGCGGGAGAAGAGCGCGCGCGAGAACGACGCGCUGCGCACGAAGCUGCGGGACAUCGACAUGAAGGUGCGCGGCUACGAGAGGAAGAUGAGGAGACGGGGUCGGCGAGAGGAAGCCCCCGCCGCUCAUUUGGGGCUCCCCGAAGGAGACAACCAUCAGCCUGUGGUGCCGCCUCUUCCUGCCCCUCCUAUAGACAAACCCUGCCACCACAUUUCCAAGGAGGAGCCCAAGUUGUUGCUGCUGGUGAAGCAGGAGAAAGUGGAGGGAGAUGACUGCAACCUGGACCUGAAGGUGGAGGUCAACAUUAGGGCAGAGUGUGACCUGUCUACUGCCUGUUCUCCUGUGGCUGUCGGUUCAUCUUCAGCCAUGGAACCCACUGAGGACCCCCCCCCGUGUGACGUUGGUCCCGACAGCAGUCUCAACAACAUUCCAUGCACCAACCAGCCCUCCUCUUCGCCGACUGACUCCACGAUGGACCUGACCCGCGGGCCUCGAGAGAAAACAGAAGCCACCAUGCCUCCGGGAAACAGUUUGACAGCCGGUAGCGGGGGGGUCGCGGCCCACGGGGUCGUGCGCAGGGACCUAACAGAGGGUGCUGUGAAGCCUGAGAUCCAGACAGAUGAUCCUACACAAGAGGCACUUCAUCCCAAUCAGCUGUCAGCCGCUGUAGGCCCGGAUGAGCCGAGCCCCGACGGCCUCCACAGCCUGGGCCUGGACCUGGCCUGGAUGCAGGAGCGGGUCGGCCAUCUCGGUGCAGUCUAUGCAGCGGCACAGCUGGGUUUGGGGAACGCAGACAAUGGCCAUCCCUCUGCCCCCUUCCCCUCGCAGGGAGGAGACAGCGUGGACGGCCCUGCAGCCAUGCUGUUCACAGGCAGCACCCAUGAAAUGGCGGCCUUCGCCGCGUCCUUCGACAUGGCCGCCGCCGCCGCUGCUGCGGUUCCUCCACCAGCCCCUGUGCCUCCUCCACCUCUUCCCCCCGCAGCUCCCCCUGCCACCACGCCCAGCCCGGGGAGGCUCUACAGGAGCGCCGCCGCCGCUGCCAAAGAGCCCGCGGCGUGUGCCGUGUGCGGCUGCGUCUUCCCCAGCGCGGCAGCCUUGGAGCUGCACCAGCGGGUGCACACGGGGCAGAAGCCCUACGUCUGCCCCCACUGCGGUAAGGGCUUUGCUCAGCCCAACAACCUACGGGUCCACCUGCUCAUCCACACUGGGGAGAGGCGCUACCGGUGUACGCUGUGCGGGAAGAGCUUCAUCUCGUCCAGCCACCUGAAGAGGCACCGCACGGUGCACACGCAGGAGAAGCCCUACAGCUGCUCGCGGUGCGGACAGUCCUUCAGCCAGAUGUGUAGCGUUCGGAGACACCGGCAGCAGUCCCAGUGUGGCCUCCCUGCAGCAAAAUACCGGUAUUUGUUAAACGGCGAAGCGGCCAGCAAGCCACCGAGUGCGGCAACAAUGUCCAGCCGUCUGGCCUUCCAGACCCAGCUGGCCUCCAUCAUGGAGGUUUUGGCUAACGCCGCAGUGGCGGAGAUAUGUAAGCUUGUGGACGACGACUACGCGGUGGUGAGUCUCCAGAUGUCUCAGUGCCAGAGAGAGAACAAAGCCCUGAAGAGGAAGCUGCAUUUCAUGGAGCUGAAGAUGGCCCGUGGAAACGCCGAGCGGAGGCUGCGGGAAAGCGCCGUGAACGGUGGCCGAGCGAGGGUGCAGAUCCACGGCAGCGACCGGCUACCCUCGCCUUCUUCCGUUGGUGUCUUUGAACAACGGAUGGCCGUGGGCCUGUGGCCCAGUCAAGCUGCAGCCGGGGCUGCAAGCAACAAGCCGAUCCAUUCGGACAGCAUCCAGAGUACGUCUCCAGAUGUGGAGCUGGUGGAGCCGGAGGUUGUGCUGGUGAAGGAAGAGAUGGUGGAGGCAAGCAUGUCAGGGGUUGAACAAUCGGUGGAAAACGUGCCGAUUAUUGGCGAUGAUGGAGUGGUAGAGUGUCUCCCUCGAGGACCUGCAGGACAGAGACCCAGCAUUGAACUUCAGGACACUCAGUCCACUUCCAGUCAAUCCCACUCCCAGACCCAAAGCAACAGGACAAGACGUACCGGCAGCAGCAGAGGAGUGGAGGCGGAGAAGCCGGACGUUGUGCUGGUGAAGCUAGAAGAGAUGGAGCCAGCCUCGAGCGCGAGGAGCCAGUCAGGCCUCAGUGUACAAGAGGGCUUGGUGGAGUCGAGCACCGAUGACUACAGAGCAGUUCUACCGUUCGAUGAAGUGACACUAAUGUCCACCAAUCAGCUGUGUGACCUGCAGGAGUCCGGGCCGGGCUUGUCAGAGGUCAGCUAUGGGCGUUCUUCGUUGUGGACCAAUGGGGGAGGUAGUCAUUGUCAUGGCGAUAGCCUGCCGGGGCCGUCCUCGCAGUGCGCCCCGCUCAGAGAGCCUGCGGGUUCUGGGAGGGGAUCGGCUGCUGAGGAUUCAGCAGGGAAGGGGCUGGCUGUUGGAAGCUCAAGAGGCUUCCGCACUGCUCCGUCCUUUCAGCAGCACGCGGCCGUUAUCGACCUGUCAGAGGAGCCGCAGCCCGUUCAGGCUUUAGGAAGGAUACAGGGACCCCAGCAGUUCAUGGACCCAGGUCUAGGUCAGGCCCGGGGUGCGAGGAGGAGGGCUAGCAUCUGUAGCUUCUGCGGUAAGGGAUUCACCUCGCCGGCAAAUUUAGAAUCCCACCUCAGGACUCACACGGGGGAGAAGCCCUUCGGCUGCAGCAUCUGCGGCAAAAAAUUCUCCCAGUUCUGGAACCUGAAGAUCCACAAGAACAUCCACACCGGAGAGAGACCAUACAAGUGCUCGCUAUGCCCCGAGAGAUUCUCUGACCCUAGUAACCUGAAAAAACACCAAAAGAGACACCACACGGAGACACACUACUUACAGUCAGGGACAACUUAGAAGAGCUGAAGAUGCUGUUGUUAUGUCUCCGUCAUCAAUAACAAACCUUGCAUUUUAAACUCAAACCACAAAUGAAAGUUACAGACAGCUGUAAGAUGAAAAGACCACAUCUGUCCUCGUGUCAAAGUCUUCUGUUGGUAAUUAUUUUCCAAUCCCUGAUGGAGGUUCAGACUCGCACAACAAUUUUAACUUUCCAGCAUGGAUUUAUACACAAGUCAACAUUUUUCCAAAUGAUUUGUAAAUUCUCACACAGCUUCCAUCACGAAGACGUUAAGGAUGGUCCCUAAUGAACGUGAAGGGAGUUGCGCGGGAGCACAGCUGAGCUGCUAGGAGGCUUUUAAUGUAAAACAUAUUUGCAUGAAAGGGUGGUGUCAUUGAAAGACGCCAUUUAAAAAGAAAAAAGCUUUAGAAAUAACUAUUGCAUAAAACUCUCAGCAGCUGGGGUGAGGGUAUUGAUCCUGUCUUUAUCUUAUGUAUAUGAUAAUAUAUAAAUGAGCAAUAAAGCUUUGUUGCUGAUUAAUGGGCCCGUUGCAGAUUCAUGUGUAAUUCUCUGCAGUGGAGGUGGAUUUACUUUUACAUUUCUAGUCAUAUCUGAGUUGCAGGGGAGUUUGGCUCUUUUUGUAGAUUUGUGUACCUAUGGUUGUCAUAGAUACAAAAAGGGUCAAACGACAACAACUCCCUGAGACAAUGAGACAUGUGGGACGGUGCAGGGCAGAUGGUUUGGAGAAAUGUCCUCUCAGCAGCUUUAUCAAUGCAUUUGCUUUAAUGUGAGCAUUUUCUAAAUUGCCUUUUAGGUUGCAGUGGAAAUACAUCCAGGAAGUCAUAAUGACUUAUACUUAUUUUCCCUUUUCUCUUAUCUACAAGAAUAAUUCAAUGCAAUCUUCUUGGGGAAUAUGUCAUUUUAAAGUGUGUCAUGUAAAAAAAACAAGGCAUUGUAGCGUUAACACUGUUCAUGUAACACUCGCUUUUUCAAUUGUGUCACAAUUUUGGAAUUCCUGCUUAAUGUCCAGUUUGUUUUGUUAAUCAUUAAAAUUCCUUUUUUUUAAACUC
This is a messenger RNA of Pungitius pungitius (ninespine stickleback), 4969 nucleotides long. Its product is annotated as zinc finger and BTB domain-containing protein 17-like. Bases 866 to 3919 code for a protein of 1017 amino acids. Gene Ontology annotation, cellular component: nucleus. The transcript has 10 exons. Lineage: Eukaryota; Metazoa; Chordata; Actinopteri; Perciformes; Gasterosteidae. The record is from RefSeq and is a predicted model, not a curated record. Gene Ontology annotation, molecular function: sequence-specific DNA binding; DNA-binding transcription factor activity, RNA polymerase II-specific. Gene Ontology annotation, biological process: regulation of transcription by RNA polymerase II.